GGAGAGUUUAAAAGCUCGCGUUGUAUUGUUAUGGCCGACUACAUAUGGCACUAUGAAAAUAAUCCUCGUUUCCCGUAAUUCGUCGCAACGAUUAAUUAAUAAUCGCUUGAAAGAGUACUUCGAUCAUGGAUCCAGAACGGAACGAUGUUAGUAGCGGUAUUUACGGCCUCGUGACCGAGUUGGUCGAACAUACCUUGCGAAGGAAUCGCACGGAAAAUGGGAACUCCUAUACACCACCGAGGAACGACGUCAAAACAGUAAAGGAUUUUCGCUCCAGAGCUUAUGAAAUAUUGUUGAACAAGAGUGAGAAAGUGUACAGUCAAGAGAAUGUAGUGAAUUCUGAAAUUGAUCCCUUAGUGGAGAUAUUGAAGUACGCCUUCGUGCUCAGAUUGUCCCUCAGACGUGUAUUGGAAGCAGAAGAGCUGGAAAGCUUAAUAAACGAAUUGUAUAGUAACACAGUUAAUGUAGAGACUGUGAUUCAACCAGUUCUUCGAUUGUUGAUAGAGCUUAAAAGCUUUCAGACAGACACAAGCACUGUACAGGAUGUAUUUCACUAUGGUAAAGUCAAUCCUUUCUUGCCUGAGGAUGUUACGAGAUCCGUAAAUGGUGUACCAAUGUUUCAAACAUAUCCCUUGGAAUCGUUUAUCAUGCCGGAAAAGUUUGAGGGGAUACUGGGCAUUCGCAGGACUUCUGCCAGGCGAGACAGAUGUACAUUGGCUAAUUUUGUUAGUAGAGUGUCUUUCGAGGACCAGCAUAUAUCAAAAACUGUAGUAGGAAUCGAAACGAUUAGGUACAAUAAUGCUAUCCAGAUGGCCCCUUGCAUAUCCAGCUGCACCGAGAGUACAGCUAAACCACAUAACAUGUUUGCUCCCUUUUUGACAAGCAUUAUGGUUGAGCAAACAAAUAUGCUAUAUUCGUCUACUCAAAGAUUUAUAUCAAAUGUAACUUUACCCUGUGAAUGGAUCAAAUCUGUAGAUAAUCAAAAUGAAAAUCGCUUGUGUGUUACACGUGUGUCGAAUAAUUUCAAUUACAACUUUAUGGAUGAAUCGGAAUAUGUUAGAAAUAUCAAUACGCUGUGGAAAGAUGUACAAAUUUCCAACGAUUACAUCCCAAAAUUACGAACGUGGGAAUCUUUCGGAGCUUUAGAGUUUUCCAAACAAUUAUUGUUUGUCACUGAUCUUCCAGAGACGAUGCUGCAUUUAGCAAGGAUAAGAGAAACGAGUAUUUUACCGCUGCUACCAAAGAAGGCGAUGCAUUCCACAUCCCUGAUACAAGAAAUUUCUUCCCAAAAAUUCUUAUCGGAUGUUAAAUUGUUGUUAUUUGGCAUAGAUUCGGAUUGUUUCAAAUAUAAUACUAUGAUAGGAUUUCAAUUGAAGGAAAACAUCAGUGUGUACGGUAUAAAUUCGGAAAGGUUGAAGAUCACUUGCGAAGAAGCGAUUUGCUGGGGCAACAGUUUCAAAUCUCUGUCGCUUCUCGUCAUGCCUGAUCCACAAACGGGAAAAUUACAACAGGAUGGUCUUAUAUUCAAAGCAAUGUGUGCUAAUGUGAAGGAGCUGCUCCUGUAUUAUCGUUCGGCGUUGCAACGAAUUCUCAACCGAGACGAAUUUGACGGAUUGUUGAGUCUGUUGAAAAGGGUUCGUCCUCUGGCUCAUUUAAUCGUCGAAGUCGCAAGACUGUGCGAUCGCUGCUGCAACCACAGUCAGUGUACCUUAGGCAGCGGAAUUCUAACGCACAUUUACAAAGAGGUGACCAAGGUCACCAAUCCCAAGGUCGCUUUGGUGUUUUAUUCCACAUUGAAGUCCUGCUGCGAGGUCUAUUUUCGGUUGCUGCAAAAUUGGCUGUUCGAAGGGACGUGCGACGACGUUUACGGGGAAUUUAUGAUCCAAGCUCGGUCUCACAAUCUGCGAAAGAGAGGACGUAAAUUCUGGACCGAUAGCUUCGCGAUCGACCCGGAAUCGGUGCCCGGGUUCUUAUCCGAAUUAUCGGAGUCGAUAUUGCAAUGCGGGAAGACGCUGCGACUUUUGAAAAUUUGCAACCCGAAGAAUCCUGUAUGCAGUGUGUCCUUCAACGCUCCACCGGAAGUGAAGGUCUGCCUGAGCGUGUCCAUGUUGCGAGAGCAGCUGCUAAGGUGUCAGGAGUAUCAGCGCGAGGGUGAAGCGGCCUUAGGACCGAUCGUCUCCCUUUUAUCCGCGAUUCGGGAUGAGAAGAGGGCCGAGAGGGAGACGGCUGAGCUGGUGAUACGCGCGCAGCAGGCAACGUUGUCGAGACUGAACGCGGAACGCAAAGAACUUAUCGCAAAGGCGGCGCAAAGUAAACGAGAAUUGUUGCUAGAAUUGAAACACCAGGCGGAAGAAAGUGCUUUGUUUAAGGAGAAGAAAAAGGAGAUCGAGAUGCUAGCUGAUAAAUUGUUACUCGAGAAAUUUGAGCGAGAGCAGGAAGAGAUAGGAGAACAACAAAAGGCCGAGCGAGAACAUCUUCUAAAUUACUACGACAAAUUAACCACCGAUUUAGAGAGCGAUCGCGUGCGAUCAAACUGGCGUAAGACGAGAAUGAGUCACUUCGAAAGACGCGUGGAACACUUGAAAUCUAUAAAGAAACUCGACGGAGAAGUGCCACCAAGUGAAAAUGCAACCAACACCGACGAACAAAAUGAAGACAUCCCCAUCUCACCCAGCACACAGGACACAAUUUCCACAUCCGAAGCGGAGGUAGUCGCGUCCAGUCGAGAUGAGAACAGUAACUUCCCCGAGAACGAGGUAGUGAAUCAGUUAGCGACGACAGACGACACUUCUAAUAAUGCUGAAGAGAGUCUAUCAGUCGCCAAAGGUGUAAACUCCGAAGUUGCUGCCUCGGACGAGAAAAUUACGACAAGUAAGGAUUCUUUACCGAUGAAUUACAUCUACAAGAGGAAUAACGAGAGGAGCAACCUGCAAGAUUUCCUGCGCGACGAAGCGAUGAAGAACAUCCGCACGAUUAUGAACGACAACGAACAGACGGCGGCUGCGGUUGAGACUCGAAUAGACAACAUCCUGGAGAACGAGGAGAUCACCGAGAAACUGGUCGGUACUAUUAACAGGCCUAGAUCCCUGGCCAUCGAAAAGAUAGACAAGAUGACCGUGGCUCAAACCAACAAGCUGAAGGUCCUGCUGCAGGAAUACGGCAUGACUCCUAACAACAACGAGCUCAGCGAGAUCCUCUCGAAUAAACGAGGAAACGUAAUUAAUUGCGCGAAUGUAGAUGAAGAACGGAGCGAUACGCAGGAAACCACGGCGCAGACCAACAAGCUGAAGGUACUGUUGCUGGAAUACGGGAUGAAUACUUCUAACAACAACGAGCUCAGUAGGAUUAAUCGCGCGAACACGAACGGCAAUAAUGAACAAGGUGCGAACAACAACGUUUCUUUCACUCCGGAUGUCAAAUUGCCCGAGAAAGAGGUGACGAACGCAUUAAUUAGGCCUACGGAUGACGAAGAGUGUUCAAAUAGGCUCGACGACGCUUCGAUAUUGAACAGUGUGCAAAAUAAUAAUAAUAAUAUGGAUACCCCGAUGUCCUGCACGACUGACAACUUCACCACGUUGUCGACCCACACCCCGUUGUCGCAGAUACCGAACAGCGACGACAUAUUCGUUCUGAACGGCGGUCAGGAGUCGUCUCCGUCCGACAUGACGAAGUCCAUCAUGACGGAGGUGACCUGCUUCGAGUCCCCGAUGAACGGCCACUUCAAGCUGCCGAAUCUCUUCGGGGUCGUCGACCUCGGGUCCGAGAACCCGAACCUGGGGAAAUCGUCGUCGCCGUCGUUCCUGACUAUAGCUGACGUCGAGAUGAUCGAUCACACCUCGCUCCAGGUAUACCUGGAGAAGUCCGUCAUCAUCCCCCUGCAGAUACAGACCCGGCUGGUGAACGAUGCGAUCAUCAAGCACCUGGUGAACGAGUGCAACAUGCUCUCGCACCUGCGCAGCCUACGCAGUUACUUCUUCCUGCUGAACGGCGAAUUCGCUAAGAGUCUGACCAACUCGCUUUAUUCUCGCCUUUACGCGAUAUCCGCUCCGAUCGAACUCUUCAAUUCCGCGACCCUGGCGAAUCUCUUGAAGAAGGCGCUGAUGAACUCGUUCAAUAAUAAUUACGCCAAUUCCGAACUCUUGAGUCUCUCCGCCAUCGAUCAGCCCUGCCAGUUGUAUAUUUCUGAUCCAAAUGUUUUGGAAUGUCUUUGCCUAAACUAUAAAAUAGCAUGGCCGUUAAAUAUUAUCUUGGAUGAUACGAUGAUGCUGCAAUAUAGCAAGGUGUUCAAAUUCCUAAUAAUGACCGGCAGAAUGUCGUGGGUGCUGCAAGAGGACUUUAACAUAAUGAAGGUAGAGCAUAACGCGAUUAAUUCGGAGCAAUAUCACAAGCUACAGUUAUACAGACACUCCAUGACCCAAUUCACGAAUGCUCUUCACAAUUAUUUAACGUGCAGCGUGUUGCACGCAAGCUGGAGCGAGUUCGAAAAGGAUUUGCAGAAUUCCCGGACGAUAGAUCAGAUUCAUCUCUCGCACAUGAGCUAUAUUAAGAGGAUCCUUUCGAGAUGUAUGCUCAACACGCGCGGUGAAAAGAUGCGCGUGUGCUUGAUCAACAUCUUCAAGAUUAUCCUGAAGUUUCAUAAUCGCUUGAGGUCGCAGGCCUGGACGGUCGACGGUGACAAUCCUGGUCGAUACAGCCAUCCGAAUUUCAAAAGUCUGGAGCAGAUGUACCGGUCCUUCUGCGAAUGGCGGACAUACAUGGCUCAUGUCGCGCACAAAUUGGCCACCAGCGGAUAUCAGCCGCACCUGACGCAUUUCCUCAACGCUUUGAAUAUAAAUCAUCUGUACUACCUGACGACGAAGCAACAAUAGUGCAGUAAAAAAAAAGUUCCGUUCUAAUUCGUGUCUUCUUCCACAGUUUCGACAAGUGUAAAAAGAUAUAGGUAAUCAUAUGUAUGUAAAUCAUUUCGAUCUAUUAAAAAUAAUUUAAUUUUCAAAA
Molecule: messenger RNA, 4995 nt
Organism: Nylanderia fulva
Lineage: Eukaryota; Metazoa; Arthropoda; Insecta; Hymenoptera; Formicidae
Gene: Grip163
Product: gamma-tubulin complex component 6
Biological process (GO): spindle assembly; mitotic cell cycle; cytoplasmic microtubule organization
Cellular component (GO): microtubule organizing center; gamma-tubulin complex; spindle pole
Molecular function (GO): microtubule minus-end binding; gamma-tubulin binding
Source: RefSeq, a predicted model, not a curated record